AUGAUUCAACCCAGCUGUAAGGAGUGCUGUGAGCGGUGUGUGGGCAGUCUGCCCUGGGCCUCUCUCAUAGCUACUAUUCUCCUCUACAUGGGCGUGGCCUUGUUCUGUGGGUGUGGCCAUGAGGCUUUGAGCGGCACUGUCACCAUCCUGCAGAACUACUUUGAAGUCAUCAGAGCCCCAGGAGAAACCCUGGAUGUGUUUACUAUUAUUGACAUCCUAAAGUACAUCAUCUAUGGCCUUGCAGCUGGAUUCUUUGUGUUUGGAGUCCUGUUGCUGGUGGAGGGCUUUUUCACCACUGGAGCUAUUAGGGGUCUCUAUGGAGAGUUCAAGAUCACUGCCUGCGGACGCUGCCUGACUGCAUUCCUGAUGUUCAUGGCCUACCUGUUCUUCCUGGUGUGGCUCGGAGUGACAGCAUUUGCCAGCCUGCCAGUAUUCAUGUACUUCAAUGUGUGGUCCAUGUGUCAGAAUACCAGCCUGGUGGAGGGAGCCAACCUCUGCCUGGACCUACGUCAGUUUGGAGCAGUGACCAUCUCUGAGGAGAGGAAGGUGUGUACAGGAUCUGAGAAGUUCUUAAAGAUGUGUGACUCCAAUGAGCUGGACUUGACCUUCCAUCUGUUUGUGUGCGCGCUGGCAGGAGCAGGAGCUGCUGUUAUUGCCAUGGUCCAUUUCCUGAUGGCUCUAGCUGCUAACUGGGGCUAUCUGAAGGACGCCAGCCGGAUGCAGAAGUACGAAGACAUCAAAUCAAAGGAGGAACAGGAGCUGCAUGACAUCCACUCUACACGCUCCAAAGAACGCCUCAAUGCCUACACAUAA
This is a messenger RNA of Toxotes jaculatrix (banded archerfish), 813 nucleotides long. RefSeq names its product glycoprotein M6Ab (gene gpm6ab). Gene Ontology annotation, biological process: neuron projection development. Gene Ontology annotation, cellular component: plasma membrane; axonal growth cone; filopodium. Lineage: Eukaryota; Metazoa; Chordata; Actinopteri; Toxotidae. Bases 1 to 813 code for a protein of 270 amino acids. The transcript has 7 exons. The record is from RefSeq and is a predicted model, not a curated record.